Hermetia illucens (black soldier fly) is the source of this 638-nucleotide messenger RNA. RefSeq names its product bolA-like protein 3. The transcript is spliced from 3 exons. Lineage: Eukaryota; Metazoa; Arthropoda; Insecta; Diptera; Stratiomyidae. Bases 167 to 493 code for a protein of 108 amino acids. The record is from RefSeq and is a predicted model, not a curated record.
CACUAUUCCCAGCAUAACCUCAAAUCUCACUUGGAAAAUAGAAAAUCAAAUAGGGAAAAGUGAGGUUGAACCUUUUACUAUUUAUCCGGCGUUCCAAUCUGGUUCGGUCAAAUUUGAGUAAAGACAGUCGUUGGUCAUAAAACCUGAAGGCGGUCGCCGCAAUAAAAUGCUAAGGAACAUAGUGCAGCCAGGAGGGCGACGAUUCAUUUCGCUGCUUUCGAAGGUUUGGUCGGGCCAACAGGGCAGGACGGUGAAGUACACGGAAAGCGAUCUAAUCGACACGCUCAGAAGCAAGUUCCCACAGGCCGCGGUGAUCAGUGUCGAAGACGUCUCCGGGGGCUGCGGUGCAAUGUUCCAAAUCUCGGUCGAAUCGGAGGAGUUCAAAGGGGUCCCCAUCGUGAAGCAGCACCGAAUGAUCACAGAAACGCUCAAGGACCACAUCAAAGACAUGCACGGGCUGCGCAUUCACACUUCCGUCCCGAGCGGGACAUAGCGGUCUCGAGGGCCCUACGGUCCUCGAGUUAGGACUUUGGCUUGUUAGUUUUAUUUGUACAGGAGAACACUUUGAAAUCAGAAUCCUCACGUUGUAUUUCGAUAUGGAAACUCAAUAAAUUAAUGAUUUUAGCGGUUAAGACUUA